AUUAAGGACGUCUCGCUAUGAGUAGGAGAAAACCUCCUUACUUACCGUUACCGACUACGUGACGAGCAUUUGACGAUAUCAUUUCAAUCCGCGCACCGGAAGAUUUUUAGGAUAAGCUUGAACUGAAUAUGAAUAGUGUUUGGAUGACCUCCAUUCUUACAUCCUUGUGUCGGCCUAUAGGUUUCCAAUUCCAUAAGCUAAACCCAAUCCAGUCAUACAAGUAGACGUUGACAGACGUGUGAUACAUCCAGUGGCGAUUUUUCAGUUCUCGUCUUCAGGAAAAGUGUUCUGAGGCUUUAUUCAAAUCCAGCUAUCUUUUUCAGCUACAAGAUAGUGAGAUUUCAUCGAUGCAGCUUGCACGAAUUCUUUUGGUUUUGACGGCAUUGGCCGUCAUUGAUACCGAAGCAAGAUGGUUUAGUCUUCCAAUUACUUUUCCAGCCUCUUUCAGCUCACUUUUACCGUUUACAUUUAACGUCACUAAAGAUGAUUCAGACUUGGGCUCGGUUACCUUAAACAUAAAACCAAAAUUCACCAGAGAAAUUGCUGGAGCAAAGGUUAAACGCGAAGUUACGGCUGAAAUAGCCGAAAAAAUGGAUCGCCUUAACAGCAAAGAGAGCCGUUUAAUUCGUCCACUUACUGAAAAGUGGGAAAUGGGAUUACCUUCCGGACUCGGCCUCACUUUGGGAGCUGUUGGAUCGGUUGCUGGGGUUAUUUGGACAAUUAUUGCAAAAAAUCUAGAGUAUAAAAAGGAACACGGCGAACUUGAUUGGAAAGAUUCGAAGGGAAAUGCGCCUAUCCCUGCUCCUAUCCCUGCUCCUCCCGCCCCACCAGCUCCUUCGUACGGAUCCUACAAUGCCCCAACUUAUUCGUCCGACUACAGUAUUCCACCGCAUCAGAAACCGGAAAAGGGAUUUGGUGGUUUUGCAAAGGGAGGUAAAGGCAUUAAAGAAAUGCAAGCUCAAGCCAUGAAAGGACUGACGAGGCUGGUAGGUUUGAAGGAUUUGAAUAGCUUAUUGCAUCCCAAGCCAAAGAAAUUAAAGAAGAAGAAGAGGCCCAUGCAGCAGCAGUACUAUGCCCAACCCGUAUACCAAUCUUCCUACACUUAUCCACAAGAAUAUGCUCCACAACCAAGUUACGAUCCUGCUCCAGCAUAUGCCCCUGCUCCAGCUUACGAUCCUGCUCCAGCAUAUGCUCCUCCUCCAGCUUACGAUCCAGCUCCAGCGUAUGCUCCUCCUCCAGCAGAGCUUCCUGCUUAUGCUCCUCCUCCCCAAGAUUUGGCACCAACGCCUCAAUCAGCCCCAGUUUACGCUCCAGCUCCUGAACCAGCACCCGUUCCGCCUCCCGUGCCCGCUCAAGUUGAUGUCUUACCGCCUGCACAAUACCUUUCAACCAAUAAUUUCCCCGCCCCAAUGUUCUCAUCUCCCCAUUCACCUCGUGAAAUCGAAGAUAGUCCUACACAAACCGCUCAACAAUGGAAUGGACCUUCCGUUUCCCAAUCGGAUUCUCUGCCGCCACAAAUUUCAGAUUCUGCGCCAGUUGAUGAUUCCACUCCUGUAGUACCACCACCCACCUUCAUUUCAAUUCAAACAAACGGUUUUUUGCCAAUAUUCCCUUCUCCAGUUGAUCCUAUGCCUUUUGAACCCUUACCCGAUAACAGUCAAGCCCCACAAAUGCCAGAAUCUAUUGGGAAUGUACCUACAUUCGGCGUGGAGCCUUCUCCUCCUGCUCCUCCAUCCGCUCCUUCUCCUCCUCUUCCUCCUCCAUCCGCUCCUCUUCCUCCUCCACCUGCUCCUCUUCCUCCUCCAUCCGCUCCUCUUCCUCCUCCACCUGCUCCUGCUCCUUAUCUUCCACCUCCACCUGCUCCUGCUCCUCCUCGUCUUCCUCCUAGAGGCUCUCGUCUUGAAGAUUCACAGCCUUUAGAAGAAAGCUUUUCUGUGACCGAAGAUAGUAGCUCUCAGAUUACUGCAACGACUACAACAUCGCCUGUUGUCACAACGAAUGCGGAAGAAGAAUUGGAAAUGGAUGAAGAAGGAGGCCCUCAAUACAGUAUCAUGGAGGAAUCAGCUCUUACGGAUGUAGCCGAUACAAAUAGUUCCAUACCUUAUGGAACACGUCUUAACAGUGCACAUAGAACUGCAACUCUCUAAAAAUUUCCAAAAAAUAAGUAAUGAUUAACUUAUUUGUUUGAUUUACAAAAUACUAGAGUUAGAUCACCUUAUACAAUAUUAGCUGUUUCAUGAUUUGGCUGGGCCUUCAAUACAUCUGAUAAGCAAUA
This is a messenger RNA of Daphnia pulex (common water flea), 2275 nucleotides long. RefSeq names its product extensin-like. Lineage: Eukaryota; Metazoa; Arthropoda; Branchiopoda; Diplostraca; Daphniidae. The record is from RefSeq and is a predicted model, not a curated record. Bases 348 to 2147 code for a protein of 599 amino acids. The transcript has 3 exons.